Molecule: messenger RNA, 1596 nt
Organism: Pedinophyceae sp. YPF-701
Lineage: Eukaryota; Viridiplantae; Chlorophyta; Pedinophyceae
Source: the annotation of a GenBank genome assembly
AUGGCCAGCGGGUCGAGAUGCGCCGGCGGUGGGCGCGACGUGCGCAAGGAGGCCGACUGGGACGAGAUCGCGGCCAUCAUGGCCCACGUGCGCAAGGUCGGGCGGCCCCCCCCGGACGACGAGGAGCUGCCACAGCAUCCCACCCCGCGGCUCAACCACGCGGUCCGCCAGCUCGGGCGCGACGGGCGCGUGAUGGAGGCGCGCGAGCUCGUCACGUGGAUGCUGCGCGCCGGCCGCGCGAACGAGCACACGUUCGCCAUGUGGUUCGAGGCGCUCGGGCGCGCGGGCAGUGCCAGUGAGGCUCUCCGUGGUUGCCUCGCGCUGUUCAAGGCUGGCUCGCGCCGCGGGGGCGCAGCGGCCGGCGCAGGCGUGCCGGGCGCAGCCCCGACGGGCCCGCUGUCGGUGCUGUACGACGGGCCGCCGCCGGGGGUGCCGAGGGUGCGGGUUGGCAGCGUGGCGGCGAGCGCGGCGAUGAACGCGGCGUGCCUGGACACGUCCGUGCCGCUCGAGGACGCGCUGGAUUUCCUCGCCGCGGCGAAGGCUGCGGGGAUGAAGCUGAACGCGCGCACGUACAACGCCGCGCUGCACCGGUGUGCUAUCGACGGCAACGCGCAGGAGGCUCUGUCGGUCCUGAGCGUGAUGCAGCUCGAGCGCGAGAUCGGCAACGUCGAGCUGGACACGUACACGUACGCCGCGGUCCUGCGCGCCCUUGACGCCGGGGACAUGGCCGCGGCCGUGCGCCCGGUGUACGCCUCGAUGCGCGUCGACACCGCGGCGAAGCUGCUGCGGCCGGACGCGCCGCUGAUGUCGCACGUGCUGCACCUCGCGUCGCUCGUGGGCGAGGUCGCUCUUGCGGAGGACGUCGUGGGCGACAUGGACGCGUGGGGCAUCCCCUGGACCCUCGAGGUGCACAACGCCCUGCUGUCGGUGUACGGCCGCCAGGGCAACCUCCCGGCCGCGCUCGACUGGUAUCGCCGGCGCGUCGUCGGGGCCGGGACCGACCCGGACGUCCGCACCGCCGUCCACCUCUGCGUCGCCGCCGCCCGCGCCAGCGCAUCCAUGGCGGCGGUGUUGUUGCUGCUCGACGAGCUGGCCUCUGACCUCCCGCGCGACACCCGCGCGACCAGCCCGCUCGCCGGGGCCGUGCUGUCGUGCAUCCGCGACGCCAAGGACCACGCCGGGCCGGACCGGAACGACGCGAGGGGGGACGAGAUCCUCCGGUGGUACAAACACGCGCGCCGAGCCGGGGUCCGCCUCCACGGGCCGGUAUAUCGCCUGGUCGUGUCGGCGCUGGCGUCCGCCGAGCGCGUGGACGACGCGGAGCGCGUGUUCGCGGACAUGUCGGCGGCGGGGAUCGUGCCCACGACGACGUGCAUCACGACGCUGGCGAGCGCGUGGGAGUGGACGGCGCACGUCGCAGGCGACGACGCGGCGCGCGCGCGCGCGGCGGAGAGGGCGGCGGAGCUGCGGGAGCUGCAGGGGAGCCUCGUGCAGCUGCACGGGGCGGACGUGAUGGCGGAUGACGCAGACGCGGGGCCGUGGGAGGCGGAGUCGGGCGGGUGCAGUGCCCGGCGGCUCCUCACAGGGCCGCCGUGA